Molecule: messenger RNA, 1613 nt
Organism: Rhea pennata
Lineage: Eukaryota; Metazoa; Chordata; Aves; Rheiformes; Rheidae
Gene: TMEM59L
Product: transmembrane protein 59 like
Exons: 7
Coding region: 1-981 (326 amino acids)
Source: RefSeq, a predicted model, not a curated record
AUGGCGGCCCGCGGCCCCCGGGCCCUGCUCGCCCUCGGCCUCGCCCUGGCCGCCGCCGCCGCCGCCGCCGCCGCCGCCGACCCCUUCGCGCCGCAGCUGGGCGACACCGGCGCCUGCCACGCGCGGUGCGGCCGCAGCCUGCCGCACCGGGCCGCCGCGGAUGCUGUUCUCAACGCCUGUUACCGGGGCUGCCGGCUGUUCUCCAUCUGUCACUUCGUGGACGCCAGCGCCGGGCUGAACGCGACCAGAGCCGAGUGCGAAACAGCCUGUGCCGAAGCCUACGGCCGAGCCGAGGAGCAGUCCGGCUGCGCCACCGGCUGCCGGGAGCAGCCGGCCCCGGCGGAGAGUGGGCGCGAGCAGAGCCCGGAGCUGGAGCCGCCGCCGCCGUUCUCGGCGUUCGACCUGGUUUCCGCCUUCUGCACCGGCAUCGUCAGCUCUGCCCAGAGCUUCAUCUCCUCCACCUGGACCUUCUACCUGCAGGCGGACGACGGCAGGGUGCUGGUGUUCCAGUCCGCGCCGGAGCUGGAGGACCCCGCGCCGGAGCGGACGUGGCCGGGCUCCGGCCCCCGCGCAGGUGCGCUGGAGCCGGGGGUCCUGCUGCAAGAAGCCGGGGGCGGAGGGGGCCAGGUUGGGGCUCAGCACCGGGGCUCAGCGCCGCCUCUCCGCCUGCCAGGCCCCCGUCCGCUGGGGCGGGAGCCCCCCGCCGAGGAGCCCAGGGGCGCCGCGCCGGAGCCGCCGCUGCCGGAGCACGACUUCCUCGGCUGCAUGUCCAGGCGCUCGGGCCUUCCUCGCUGGAUCCUGGCCGCCUGCCUCUUCCUCUCCGUCGUGGUGAUGCUGUGGCUGAGCUGCGCCAGCUUGGUGACGGCCCCCGAGCAGCACGUCAAGACGCAGCCGCUGAGCAUCAACGGGGACCAGGAGGAGCCGGAGGAGCCGGCCGGGCCACUGCCCGUCAAGGUCGACCUGGACACGGCGCUGGUGUAGCGGUGCCGGCGCCGGUGCCGCCCCGGGCAGGAGGGGCCGGCUGCGGCGGGGGCUCCCCGUCGCGCAAGCCCGACACCGAGGGUUCGCGAGGCGGGGAGCAGCGAGGCGGGCACGAUGCAGCCCCGGGACGCAGCCGCGCUGCGGCGGGACGCGGGGGGACGCGGGGGGCCCCCCGCGCCGGGCCCUCUGCCCGCGGCCGGGACCGCCACAACCGGCGGCAGCUUUGGCCCCGGAUCCCCCGGGCACGUGAUGCCACCCGGGGUGGGGACGGGUCUGUUCGUCCCCCUCUUCCCGGCGUCGCUUUGGGGCAGCUCCGCUCAGUACAUGGGUUGCAUGGGAGGAGGAGGAGGAGGAGGAGGAAUAAAGGUUUGUACCGGUCCUGGCGGCGUCCGCGGCUUCCCUGGGCGGCAGCGGGGCGCGGGUUCGGGCGCCGCGUGGGGCCGGGAGGGCAGGCGCCGGCCGCGUCCCGGCUCGCCGGCCCGUCUUUGCGAGCCGAAGCGAGGAGGAAGCCGACAACACGGAGCCGGAUCCCCGUUCUGGGUCGUUCUGCAACAACGCGGAGCGAUGCCCCUCAGUGGCACCCGCUGCUUGGGGCUGGGGGAGCUGCGCCGGCGCCGAAGGCAAGCUGGGGC